UCACCUCCGGAGACCAUGUUUAAUGGGGAGUCGAGCUCCUCUUCAGCCAGGAACGUGAUCCGGAGCUCCAGCAUCAGUGGGGAGAUGUAUAACAUCGAGAAGAGCAGUGGGGGCAAUCCAGACUCAGCCAGUCUCUCGUCCAACAAGAAAAGGCGAUCCAGCUUGGGGGCCAAGAUGGUGGCUAUUGUGGGGCUGUCCCAGUGGAGCAAAAGUACCAUGCAGCUCAACCAUCCUGAUGGCGGCCCAAAGAAACUUCGUAGCAACAUCCGUCGAAGUACAGAGACCGGGAUUGCUGUGGAGAUGAGAAACAGGGUGACACGGCAAGGCAGCCGGGAAUCAACUGAUGGCAGCACCAACAGCAACAGCUCUGACGGCACGUUUAUCUUCCCCACAACCCGGCUGGGUGCUGAAAGCCAGUUCAGUGACUUCUUAGAUGGGCUGGGACCAGCACAAAUUGUGGGACGACAGACAUUAGCUACUCCACCAAUGGGUGAUGUUCACAUUGGGAUGAUUGACAGGAAUGGGCAACUGGAGGUUGAAGUGAUUGAGGCUCGUGGCCUCACACCAAAGCUUGGAUCCAAGUCUAUUCCUGCUACCUAUGUCAAGGUUUACCUCCUGGAAAAUGGGGCCUGCCUGGCCAAGAAGAAAACAAAGACUGCCAAGAAGACCUGUGACCCGCUCUACCAGCAGGCCCUGCUCUUUGACGAAGGUCCUCAGGGCAAGGUGCUACAGGUGAUCGUCUGGGGGGAUUAUGGCCGCAUGGACCACAAGUGCUUCAUGGGAAUGGCACAGAUAGUUCUGGAAGAGUUAGACCUGUCCAGUGUGGUGACAGGCUGGUACAAGCUCUUCCCCACCUCCUCGUUGGCGGACUCCACGAUUGGACCCCUGACACGACGUCUCUCCCAAUCCUCUUUAGAGAGUUCAACAAGUCCCUCUUGUUCUUAA
Eublepharis macularius is the source of this 945-nucleotide messenger RNA. RefSeq names its product regulating synaptic membrane exocytosis 3 (gene RIMS3). The record is from RefSeq and is a predicted model, not a curated record. Gene Ontology annotation, molecular function: transmembrane transporter binding; small GTPase binding. Gene Ontology annotation, biological process: regulation of membrane potential; calcium ion-regulated exocytosis of neurotransmitter; positive regulation of synaptic transmission. Gene Ontology annotation, cellular component: presynaptic membrane; cytoskeleton of presynaptic active zone. NCBI's taxonomy places the organism in Eukaryota, Metazoa, Chordata, Lepidosauria, Squamata, Eublepharidae. The transcript has 6 exons. Bases 16 to 945 code for a protein of 309 amino acids.